This is a messenger RNA of Anthonomus grandis grandis, 470 nucleotides long. RefSeq lists its product as uncharacterized. The transcript has 4 exons. The coding region runs from base 76 to 426 and encodes 116 amino acids. The record is from RefSeq and is a predicted model, not a curated record. NCBI's taxonomy places the organism in Eukaryota, Metazoa, Arthropoda, Insecta, Coleoptera, Curculionidae.
CACACAUGCAAGAGUGUUUUUUCCACACAGGAAAUAUGCUGUUUUACAUCAUUAAAUCUGGAAAAGUGAAACAAGAUGCAAUCUUCAGUGAUAAGCAUUGGGUUAUUGCUAGCCUUUAUGGUUGUACAAGUCCAAAGCCAAUACUUUCCGCAAAAAACUUAUUAUGGUCUACCAAUAGCACCUUCCCGAGGACAAACCCAGGCUUUUACAGAACCUGCAAUUGCAAACAAUGCAGACCCAUUAUUAAUCCAUAAUAGAUCACCAGGAGUACCAGGAUGUUUUUCGCUGCUUUUCCCCAUAUUUUCCGUGCGAAGCACUACGAAACAAACAACAACCUUAGAGGAUGUAGCGGAAGCAGACGAAUCGGAAGUGGAGGCUGUAGAAGAAGUUGCCGAUAAACCGGAAGAGGAGGUGGCAGAAGAGUAACGAUAUUUAAAAAUUUAUUAAAGGCAAUAAAAUAUGGUUAAUUU